Spinacia oleracea (spinach) is the source of this 6852-nucleotide messenger RNA. RefSeq lists its product as uncharacterized. Gene Ontology annotation, cellular component: nucleus. The coding region runs from base 107 to 6547 and encodes 2146 amino acids. The record is from RefSeq and is a predicted model, not a curated record. Lineage: Eukaryota; Viridiplantae; Streptophyta; Magnoliopsida; Caryophyllales; Amaranthaceae. The transcript is spliced from 10 exons. Gene Ontology annotation, molecular function: metal ion binding.
UAGUAACUAAACAUUGAAACCCAAGUCAAAUUGUACUCUUCCUAAAACCUCCUCCAACCAUAUACACAUCAUCCAACAAUAAUCUAGAGAGAGAAAAUCGGCCACCAUGGACCACCACCACUACCGCCACCACCACCAAGGGCACCAGCACCAACACCAACACCACGAGAACCACCACCAUCAACAACCUCGCCAACACCACCCUCAACUCAUUGAUUCCUCCUCCUCCAGGUACUUACCUCUUCACCCUCCUCCUCCUCCCCCUUCUUUUCCCGACGACCACCCUAGUUUCUUUCCUCCACCACACCGCCACCUUCCUCCUCCCCCUCCUCCACCGCAACACCACCCUCUCUCUCCUCGCCUCCUUAUCCACCAUCCUCCUCCCCCGCCGCCUCCUCACUCUCUUUCCUCUCACCCUCACCCUCACCCUCACCAUAAACCCUAUGACGAUGUUAAUUUUGUCAAUUCUCCCCCUCACCACCACCACAACAAUCACCAGCACCACCACCAGCUGCAGCAUCGUCGCAUUCUCGACGACGAUCAUAGAGAUGUAUUCCGAUCUCCAACUAGGGUAAUUCCGCCUAAUCGUGUUCAUAUUUAUGAUAAUCAUCAUCAUCAUAAUUUCGAAGAAAUUGAUCGUCGUCCUCGUUUUCAAUUAUCUGAACUUCCACCUCCGCUUCCUCCCCCUCCUCCGCCACCCUCUUCUAGGGUUCCGCCUCUUUCCCCUGUUGCUCGUCGAUCUCCUCCUCAAUUUGUUCAAUUUGAUAGGGUUAGGCGUGAGAUUGAUAGUCCUCCUAGGUUUAGGGAGGAAUUGAAUUUGGAGCCUCGUGUUAGGGUACAUCCUGAUACAACUGAGUAUCAAUUGCGUCGCGAUUGGGUUGAUGAUCGUAGAGUUUUGGGGGUUUUUGAUAGAUUGGAGGGUGAAUUUAGUCGUGAUCAUGAUCGUGAUCGUGACCGGGAUUUUGAGUACCAUGAAAAGUACUAUCCUGAGAUGGUGCCAAGGAAGGAGAUUGAACCGAAUUCUAGCGAAUGCCGUCGAGGGUCAUUGAAUGAUGAGGUAUUGUUGAGGGUUGGAAAACAGGAUGUUGUAUUGGAGGAGAAUACCAAUAUGAGGCGUGGUAGUGGCGGCGGCGGUGGUGGUGGUGGUUCGAGAGAAGUGUCUCGUUCUCCCAUCAAGUUUCGGAUUGGUGGGAUUAAGGUUGAUGAUGAAUUAAGUAAUCGGGGGAGAAAGGAAGAGGCUCAAGAGUAUAGUAAUCGCGGUACCCCUAAGAAGAAUGUGCAGAAGAAAAGUGCCUUUCUUAGGAUACAACCAGGGAAACACCAACAACAUAGUAGUAGUAGUUUUAGGAAUAGGUUUGAUAAUAGUAAUAACAAUAAUAAUAAAACUCCUAGUCCACACAAAGGUAAAGAGUCGAAUUCAGAGUACUUAGAUCGUAGUAGGGUAAGUGAAGAGAAAGUGAGAAGCUCUGUUGAUCUUGAUGUGUGUUUUAAGUCGAAUGCUUUAGUGGCUAAGCCAAUCAUGGCCGCCCCUUCGUGUUCUGGGGUAGAUUGUAAUGUGAAUAGCUCUUCAGGUAUUAGGAUAGGUGGUGAGAGUCUUUCAAAAGUAGAGUGUCUUGCAAAUGAUUUGUCUGUAUCUAAAAGGGAAGAGAAAGAGAAAGAUGUUAAGAAAAGAGCUAGAUUGUCUGUUCUUAUGAAAAGACUUGGUAAUCCAAAUACUGUGGAGGUACGCGGUAAUCAUUCUGAGUCAGUUUUGAAUGGCGAGGUUUUGGGGAAGGAUGAUAAGAAUGCUGGAUUUGAUAAUGUAUCUUCUCCUACUGUUAGGAAGAAGAGGAAAGUCAUUAGCCCUCUUUCCCGCCUAUCUAAAUCAGUUCCCGCAAAGACAGAUACUGGGCUUUUGAAUUCUGGUGUUUCUGUAAAGCAUUUAGAGAAGGAGUUAUCUUGUGGUGGGGAUGUUAUUGAUUCAAAUCAAAAUGUAUUUGUGGAUACUGAAAAAGUUGAUGUUAAUAAAUCCCCAUCUGUGGUAGAUCAAGAGAAAGUUGUGGGUCAUUCUGUUUCCGAAGCAUCUGUCUCUAAGAGAAUGAGGGAGAUUGGAAUGUUGGAGAAUCUUCCUGAUUCAACAGUGUCAUUGGGGACUGGAUUUUCUGAAGGUCAUGGAAAUACUAAGGGAAUUUUACAAGACAAGCAAAGAAUCUCAAAUCCAGAUGAAGAUGAAGAUGCUUCAAAAUCUGAGAAAGAUAGUCCAGACAUUUAUACUGAAAAAGCUAGUGUCAAGGAUCAGGAUAUGGCUCCUGUGUUGGUCAAUAAUAGUUCUGAGGAAGGUUCCUCAGAGUUGGUGAUAUGCGAGGGAGACAAUGUGAAUAAUAGUGACAAUUAUUGUGGAAAUGUGGAUGCUUUGGAUUCUGUAGCCAUCGUGAAUUCCGUCCCAGUUCCCGGUAGUGUCUCAAACACGAGAGAAAAUAAAGUGGAUUUAACAUGCCCAUUGGUUGAUGCUGAUAAGCCUUGUGAAACGCAGGUCAUUUCUUUACCCGAAAAUGCUACUAUUGGACUAUCAUUGGGGAGUUUGUAUUCGGAUAGGGAUUAUGAGCCGGAGUCGAGGAAUUCUGAGGAUUAUGCCAAGUUUGGGGGAAGUUUAUCAAUUGAUGUAUCCAGUGACAACAGAACUUCACCCAGUUGUGAUGAUGAUAUUACUAUUGGUUUAAAACAUAUACUAAACAGUGUUUCUGAUUCCAGAGUUACUGAUGACAUUCAGGAGCAACAAUGUCGAGGUUCAGACACCACGUUAGUCAAUGAUGAUAUUACAUUAGGAAGAGAACAAAAUCCAACCAGUAGUAUUGUUGCAGGAGGUGUCUUGGCUUUUCCUGUUAAAGAGGAUACUGCUCUACUCAACAGAAAGAGAAAAGCUGAAAGUGAGCCAGAUGCUUUAGAUUCAAGAAUAUCUGAAUCGUGUCAUGCGAGUGCUGUGAGUCUAAGCUCUCCUAUUGAGAAUGCUAUGAUUUCUGUAGAGAAACAUAACUCUGCAGUUUCAGGGUCACCAUUUGUGGAAUCAGAUAUUCCGGAUGGAAAUGAAUUUGCUGGAAGUUGUGUUAAGGGUAUGAAUUCCACGAGUCAUCCUUGUGAUUUAGAUCCAAUUGAGAAUUCUUCUUCUAGUUGUGGUAAGAAAAGGAAAAUAUUUCCGUUGGAAUCAGUUUUCUCUGACGCUCCAGGGUCUGAGAGUUCUGAGUUACCUGCAUCUGCAAAGACCUUGACAACUAUAGCUGAUGGGAACUCGACUAACCAUUCUCAGCAAUUGGCAGAAGGAUUUGAAAUUCAGAAGUCUGUAAUUGCUGUAAAAGAUGCAGUUGAUGAACCAGCCAGUAGUUUGUGUGCAGAAACAUGUAGCUUUUCUGACAACCAAAUCUCUGAUAUCUUGUGCACAGAUUCAUGUUUAUCUAUCUCAAAGAGUUCCCCUCCAGAUGCAAAUCAAUCUUAUUUACCAGAAUCCGGGUGCAAUCAGAAGGUAGAUGGGAAUUUGAUGACUACUGGAGCCAAUGAUGUGAUCAUUGCAUUAGAAAGAAUAUGUAGAAUGGCAACUGAUAGAAUGAAUAAGUUGCAAUGUUUGCCGCCUGAUCAUACCGGGGAUGCAGAGCAAAUACCUCUGGAAAAGAAUAUGGAUUGUGUUGAUACUAUUGUUCUAAAUACUAAUCCUUCCUCUUUGUCUGGGUGUUUGCAGACAUGUCCUGAAUCUAUUUGUGGCGGAGAGACUACUAAUUCUGAUGUGUUAAAUACACCAUCCAACUUUCGCUUUCCUGGGGGUUGCUCUGUCUUUUCCUCCUCGUUGGGUACGUCCAUUUCCAGUCCAGCGAUUCACGUGACCUCAGGUGAGAAGCUGAGUGAAGAUGUCAAAAAAACAAAUCAACCUUUUGUAACACAGAGCUCAUUUACCUCCCAAGCCAAUUCACUUCCUGAAAGUCAUAAGAACAACUCAAAGCCAGGUAUUUCUGCUUCAUUAGGUAUUAAGAAAACUGUAUUACCGUCAAAGCAGGUCAAGACUACAAUGCCCAGUUCAAGUUCUAUGAUUAGACAGAGAAGGAAUGUUCUAACUCGUGUGGGAACAAGUCCUCCUACCAGCCAUCCCUCAUCUGUGGUUAACCCCUCUAACAAAACACAGACCUUUCCAGUAAAACCUCGAACAUGGCAUCGAACAAGUAACUCAACAGCUUCAAACAUACCAGUGAAAAAGCCAUCUGUGGCAAUUCCUCCUCCACAUCGGUCAAGUAACUCAACAGCUUCAAACAUACCAGUGAGAAAGCCAUCUGUGGCAAUUCCUCCUCCACUUCGGACAAGUAACUCAACAGCUUCAAACAUACCAGUGAAAAAGCCAUCUGUGGCGAUUCCUCCUCCACACAGGGCACUGUAUGGGAAAGCCUUGAAGGUUAAGGACACUUCUUACAUUCGGAAAGGUAACAGUCUUGUAAGAAAUCCUGUUUCUGGUGCAACCACCUCAGGAUCUCGUGCUUUUGGUGCAUCCAUCGAUCGUCCAAAGCCAAAUAAGACAGACAGCAUUGGGAAGAUGGUGGGCGCUGUGAUGACUGAGUCUAUUAAGUUACCUGUUGGCCUUGUGACAGGAGGGCGAAGCACACCCAUUGAAAUGCCGAAGACGCCUCCAUUACCCUGCAGUGGUAAGACAUCGGAUAAUGAUGUUGUGUACUCUGGAGAAUGUGCAUCUUCUUUACAUGUAGAUCAUGCUGAAGGAACAGACAAUGAAGAGGCACUCAGAUCCUCUGAUGCUCCAUCGGAUUCUUGUAGGGAUCCUGAAAUUGUUGUGAGCAGAAAUUUGGAGGAUCCUGGUAUUUUGAGCGACGGAGAUUUGCUUGGAUCGACUUCAAAGAGUAUGAUUUACAUAAAGCGCAAAUCAAAUCAAUUGAUCGCUGCUUCAGAGUCCUCUCAAUCGUCGUUGCAUAGCAUAGACAAGGCAACUGCUGCAUCUUCAGAUACCAAUUACUAUAAGAGAAGGAAAAACCAACUCAUUAGAGCUUCCUCGGAUGGUAAUAUCCAGCAAAUGGCUGUUGUUUAUAAAGAUAGUUCCAAGUUACUUUCUCAAAGGGAUCUUCAUGUUUCCUCUGGUAGAAGCUUUACCAAAAGACUAUCAAAUAAAGUUAAAUCUUCCAAAUUUUCGCUUGUUUGGAAGUUGGGUGAUUCCAUGUCCUGUGGUAAAGGUGUUGAUGUAUUGAGAUCAGGGAGACUACUUUCCCACUUGUUGCCUUGGAAACGAGCUACUUAUUGGAGUCGAAAACCAAUUUCUUCAAGAAAGAGGGGUGCUGUGUAUGUAAGGUCAGGUCGUGGUUUUUCUUUAAGAAGAUCAAAGGUCGUAAGUCUCCCUGGAACCAGUUUAAAAUGGUCUAAGUCCAUGGAAAAGCGUUCGAAGAAGGUUGGAGAGGAAGCUGCUCUGGCAGUUGCUGCAAUGGAUUCUGUGCAAAAAUCUGGAUCUGUAGGUGUUAGUUCUAAAGCAGAGAGCGGUGCAACUUCUUUGCAUAAACUAGUUCACGGCUUGAAGCGGUACCCAGGAGAGAGAAUAUUUCGUAUUGGUAUGUUUCGAUACCGUAUGGAUCCUUCAAGGAGGACUCUUCAAAGGAUAUCAGAUGAGGAAGCAUCAGACAUUACUGCUUCAAAGACAGAAAAGGAUGCCAGAAAAACUUAUGUGCCAAAGAGGCUUCUAAUUGGAAGCGAUGAGUAUGUACGGAUUGGCAAUGGGAACCAGCUUGUUAGAGACCCAAAGAGACGCACUCGCAUUUUGGCUAGUGAAAAGGUCCGAUGGAGUUUGCACACUGCUAGGAUGCGACUAGCCAAAAAACGAAAGUUCUGCCAGUUUUUUACUAGAUUUGGCAAAUGCAACAAGGGCGAAGGGAAAUGUUCAUUUAUCCAUGAUCCAUCUAAAAUAGCAGUCUGCACAAAAUUCUUGAAGGGUUUAUGUGUUGAUCCGAACUGCAGAUUGACUCAUAAGGUUAUUCCUGAAAGAAUGCCAGAUUGUUCAUUUUUUCUACAAGGCUUAUGCUCCAACGAGAAAUGUCCUUAUAGGCAUGUGAAUGUGAAUCCAAAAGCCUCUAUAUGUGAGAGCUUCCUCAAGGGAUAUUGUGCUGAAGGAAAUGAGUGCCGGAAGAAGCACAGUUACAUCUGCCCUGAAUUUGAAGCCUCCGAAAGCUGCCCUCGAGGGUCAAAAUGCAAACUUUACCAUCCCAAAAAAGGAAAGUCCAAGAAACGGAAAGGUCAGAAAGAUCAGAAGAAUUCCAAGGGACGUUAUUUCGGUUCUGGUCUUUCAGUGGUUGCAGAUCCCGAGACAAGACCUAAUAUACUUGAGAAGCGUGUUGAACCGAAUAAAGUCAAUAGUGUUGACUUUCAAGGAGAUUUGGGUGAUUUUGUUAGCCUUGGUGUUAGUGAUGAUGAAGCACAAGAGGAUGAUGGUCUGUUGAGUGAGCAAACAACCAUCUUAUCUGAGGAUGGCUUUCUGAAUUCACAGUUGGAUGGUUUUGAUGAACUGAUAAAACCUCUUCGACUAUUGGGUAGGCUUUAGUGAAAUCCUAGGAUUUAGUCUUUAAACAGUCACUAACAGAGUAACAGCAGUCAUUGACAGGAUUAACUGAUUAAGCAAUAUUAUGGAGAUGCAGUCAAUCUGUAAAUGAGUUACUUAUUUGCAUUUCCUUUUUCUUUGGGUGUUUAAUUUAGGACGGGGGAGAGUGUUUUUAGUAUUACUCUUUUUUUUAUUUUUCUUGUACUUGGUAACGCCUUGUAAACUUGUGAUAACACUAACAAUUGUAAUGUUUCACGGUAAUGACUAUUGAGUUGAUUAAGAAUUUAAGACUGAGUGUUUGUGUACAA